AUGGCCUCUCAUCCUCCUUCCACUUGUUGUCUUAAAGCUUCUUUCCAUGAAGGUACCCCAAUUGGUAAACAUCAAGAAUUAUUUGGUGUAGAUACUUAUGUUGUUGGUGAAUCAGAUAAAGUAAUUGUCAUCAUGACUGAUAUUUAUGGUAACAGAUUCAACAACAUUAUGUUGAUUGCUGAUGAAUUUAGUAGAAAAGGUUACAAGGUAUUAAUCCCAGAUAUUUUAUUAAAUGAUGCCAUUGAAUAUGGUAAAUUUGAUUUUAGUACAUUUGGUGAAUGGAGAACUAGACAUACUCCAGAAAUUACUGCUCCAAUCGUUGAUGGAUUCUUAAAACAAGUUAAGCAUGAGAUUAAUCCAAAAUACUUAACUGCUAUUGGUUAUUGUUUCGGUGCUAAAUAUACUGUUCAACAAUUAGCAGAAGGUAAAUAUCUUGAUGCCGGUGCACUUGCUCAUCCAUCAAUGGUUACCAUUGAAGAAGUUCAAGCUAUUGCCAAACCAAUUUUAAUCUCAGCUGCUGAAGUCGAUCAAAGUUUCACUAGAGAAUUAAGAUAUCAAACAGAAGAAGAAUUAACCAAAAAGGGUAAUGUUAGAUUCCAAAUUGAUGUUUUCCAAGGUGUUACUCAUGGUUAUGCUGUCAAAGGGGCUGAAUCCGAACCUUUAACUAGAUAUGCUAUAGAAAAGACUUUACAAGAUCAAGUUUGUUUCUUAGAUCAUGUUAACUCUUUAAGAUCAACUUAG
This is a messenger RNA of Hemisphaericaspora subhashii, 741 nucleotides long. RefSeq lists its product as uncharacterized. The coding region runs from base 1 to 741 and encodes 246 amino acids. Lineage: Eukaryota; Fungi; Ascomycota; Pichiomycetes; Serinales; Debaryomycetaceae. The transcript has a single exon. Gene Ontology annotation, molecular function: hydrolase activity. The record is from RefSeq and is a predicted model, not a curated record.